AGAAAUUACACAUUAUUGACCCGGAUCAUUUGUAAUGAACUACGACGAGAACCACACCAAAAAGUGAGGAGGUAUAUUGAUACCAGUAGAUUAUACAAGAGUAAACAUUAUCAUGUUGAUUACAGAUUUGCCACCAGAAGUUUUAUUGAAAAUAUUCUCUUAUCUUCACCAACGAGAUUUGGUACACGGAGUCAGCCUCAUAUGCGAGGUAUGGAAUGAGCUAAGUUUAUGGCCUAGAUUAUGGAAACAUUUGACAUUUAACCUAGCAUACGACGAUCCAGGUCAAUCCUAUACACACUUUGCAAAAAUAAAUAACUUUAUUCAUUCACUUGUGAUACACCCAUCUCUUUUAUAUCAGCUUCUGGGAAACUAUCGUUUUGCAUUUUCCGGCAUUCAACUGUCGAACUUGGAACAUUUACACCUGACAGAUCAAGUGUCUGGUUAUCUUGUUGACACAAUUGUGCAAAACUUAACAUCUAUAAAACAUUUCAAAGCAUAUUUCGAUUCAAAAUUUGACAUGCAACGCUGUCUGAAUAGUUUAGAAGAAUUAAAGAUUAUAUCAAUAGAUUUCGGCUGGUACGGACUGCAAAAUAUAGACAACAAUUUAAUUAAAUUUCUAACAAAACAGAGUUGCCUGAAAAAACUCGUACUAAGAGGAUGGCAAACCUUACGCAGUGAAACAGUAGCUUUGAUUUUGAAUGAUUAUCAUGACAUCGAGCAGUUAUAUUUAUCAAAUUCUCAAAUAUCAAAUGUAAUAGUCAACAGUAAUCUGCCGAUUCCUGGAUUAUCAGACUUCACAAUCCGUUCUACAAUAUUUGAUGAUAUCGGAAUUAGCCAGUUAGUCAAACGCUCAAAUAAUCUUCGCUUUAUAGAUAUCCGGGAAUGCUCUAACAUAACGUUUAAAGGACUGACAGAAGUUGCAAAACAUUGUCCACUUUUGGAAUCUCUUAAAUUUGGAAACUCUACCUUCAUAAUAAACGACAGACUUAAUUUCAGCAUCCAGUCCUUAGCUGAGGGAUGCCCGAAACUUAAAUCCAUUACGUUUGUUGGAAUAAAGUUAAUUCUCGAUGAUGAACUGGUUUGUUUAAUCAAGGCUACCAAGUAUUUAGAAUGUCUAACCUUGUCUGAAAGCGAGACAACCAGUGAUAUACCACUUUAUGCUUUGGGAAAAUAUUGCUCAAAUCUAAAGCAAAUCACUUUUAGGAACUGUCAUAAAAUUUCUGCGGAUGGCAUAAUGUACAUUGUUAAGCACAGUCGAAGGCUUCAGACAUUGAAAAUAAAAAGUUGUGGAGGUAUUGGUGAUUACAGCAAUAAUUCAAAAAUAGGAACAAAUGAUAAAACUACUGGUGUUGUCGUUGACGAUGGUAAUACCGGUUUCAGACAGGAGACGAAACUGCAAAACGAUAGCGAGAGAAACGAUUUGUUACGUUACAGUGACUCGAGUUAUCAACACUCACAUUUGCUUAGUCUCGAUAUGACACAAUGUGCCAAUAUUUUACCAAGGACAAUUCUUGCUAUUGCUAAAAUGUGUCCUGAUAUUAGAGAACUUUAUCUAACAUGUGAUUUCCUUAAAUCAAAUGAAGUUGAAGAAUUAACUAGAGAAAUAUUUGACACUUGUAUGUUUUUAGGGAGUAUAAACAUAAAUGAACGGGUUAUCGAAUUGUCCUCAAUUCAAACGCAAGACUAAAGACUUGUAUUAGUAUUACUUAAUAAAUCAAUUAUAAUUAGGGUCUUCAUUACAAAAUUGAUGGCACACGCUAGUAAGAACAGUCGACGAUUAUAGAAAGGAACCUAAUCUGCCCUGUUUUAAAUGACCAUUUGGUAAUACACUGACAGGUGUAUGUAUUUGUAAAACUGGGACAUGGUUUUCUGUUGAAUCUGCAGAAAAUAGGACAAUUUGCUCUGUAUUUUCAAAAGUAAAUAGAUUUAAUUUAGCUCUGAUCUUUUCAGAGUUAUAAGUGGCUGUUUUCACCAUGUGAUUGCGUCAUAUAUUUAUAUGUACUAAAAAGUACAACACAGAGCUGUGUCCACAGUCUCUUUUAAUAAAAUACACAACUGUC
Mytilus californianus (California mussel) is the source of this 2060-nucleotide messenger RNA. RefSeq names its product F-box/LRR-repeat protein 7-like. Gene Ontology annotation, biological process: SCF-dependent proteasomal ubiquitin-dependent protein catabolic process. The coding region runs from base 113 to 1687 and encodes 524 amino acids. Gene Ontology annotation, cellular component: SCF ubiquitin ligase complex. The transcript has 2 exons. The record is from RefSeq and is a predicted model, not a curated record. Lineage: Eukaryota; Metazoa; Mollusca; Bivalvia; Mytilida; Mytilidae. Gene Ontology annotation, molecular function: protein binding.